Biomphalaria glabrata is the source of this 1330-nucleotide messenger RNA. RefSeq names its product deleted in malignant brain tumors 1 protein-like. The record is from RefSeq and is a predicted model, not a curated record. The coding region runs from base 144 to 1178 and encodes 344 amino acids. The transcript is spliced from 6 exons. Lineage: Eukaryota; Metazoa; Mollusca; Gastropoda; Planorbidae.
CUUUAUGUCCACUUGUCAAAGAGUAGGCGAAGAAAUCUGUAUAUAAGAGACACACAAUCAUUUGGUAAACACAAGCUGCUGGGGGAAAACGAAACUUUUACAAGAUAUCAAAGUCACCAGACAGUAAAAUCUCUUGGCCGAAGAUGAAGGCACUUGUAUCAGGACGCCUGAGCGUCAUCUUGUUACUUCUACUUGUUCCAUUGGUGAGUGGGAAUCAAGCUCAAGAGGAAUUCGAUGGGCCUUAUCUUUAUGGAGAAGGCAUUGGUGUAAGUUCUCAAGGUGGACCUCACAGGGAAGACCCUCAAUACACACAGAGUCAAGCAGAGUAUGCUACAACUACUGAAGAUACAGAGAGCCAUACAGACAGUCCUAUCGGAAGUAGCCCUGGUCAUUACCCAGAUUACUCAAGCUAUACUGAUAGUAUUUGGCACCCUAGCCCAGCUCUUCAAUACUGCUCCAGUGUUAAGACUGAGCCUACAGGAAACAUUGUGAGUCCCAACUAUCCGUACGGCUAUGACAACAACCAGCACGUGACUUGGCUCAUCAGAACUGAUCCUGGAACAAAAAUCACUUUGACCUUACUCGAGGUGUCCUUGGAAUGUGGGUUUGACUACCUGAAUAUUUACGAUGAGUGGAACACUGAGAAACCCCUGAUUGGUCGGUUCUGCUCGUUGCCGGAAGUACCUACAAUAACUUCCACAUCCAGUGAAGUCUUUAUCACUUUCACUUCCGACUCUUCCGUCACAGAAAAUGGUUUCUACCUUGAGUACACAACCAUAAAGGACUAUCCAACGAACGAGCCCGUGGAUUAUGAUCCCUUUUAUCUUGUUCAAAGUAUCCGCUAUCACCACAGUUUAACAGAGCCAAUGGGAAACAUCACAAGUCCCAACUACCCUGGAAAUUAUGAUAGCAACCUUGUUGUUACUUGGCUGAUUGUAACUGACCCGCGAACCAAGAUUCAACUCACUUUUCUGGAUGUUUCAACCGAGUGUGGUUACGACAAUGUUCAAAUCAUGGACGGGCCCUCCUCUAGCGACCCUGUCAUCGGCACAUUGUGUACCUUACCUGGUGUCCAUUCUCUGACCUCAACCUCCAACGCUCUGUUCAUCAACUUCACGUCGGACAGCUCUGUUUCAGGUCGAGGAUUUCUACUGACCUACACGGAAAUAGCUGCCUAGAUGAUUGCCUGAAUAACAUGAAUCUAAUCCGGAAUAGCAUGAAUCUGAUCCGGAAUAGCAAGAAUCUGAUCCGGAAAGAACAACUUUAACUUUUCCUGUUUAAAAAAACAACAACUUUAGAAAAUAAAGUAGAAAAGAAGCAUUAUAUAGAA